This is a messenger RNA of Silurus meridionalis, 1154 nucleotides long. RefSeq names its product glyoxalase domain containing 4 (gene glod4). Lineage: Eukaryota; Metazoa; Chordata; Actinopteri; Siluriformes; Siluridae. Bases 67 to 966 code for a protein of 299 amino acids. The transcript has 9 exons. The record is from RefSeq and is a predicted model, not a curated record.
UGUAACCGAUCGUCGAAAAACUGAUUCCCAGGCUGAUCAAUCGAGCCUGAGCCGCAGUGACGUGAAAUGAUGGCGCACAGAAGGGCUCUGCAUUUUGUUUUUAAAGUAGGAGACAGGAGUAAGACAGCUGUCUUUUACAGGGAUGUCCUCGGUAUGAAGAUUUUACGCCAUGAGGAAUUUGAAGAGGGCUGCAAGGCAACGUGUAAUGGGCCUUAUGAUGGAAAAUGGAGUAAAACCAUGGUCGGCUUUGGUCCAGAGAAUGAUCACUUUGUAGCCGAGUUGACAUAUAACUAUGGAGUCGGAGAAUACAAACUUGGCAAUGACUUUUUGGGUUUCACCGUACAGUCGAAUCAAGCUGUCAGCAAUGCCAGGAAAAUAGGUUGGCCUCUUACUGAGGUUGGGGAAGCUCUGUAUUUGGCAGAAGCACCUGGUGGAUAUCGAUUCUACCUGCUCGACAAAGAUCAGCCAGAUCAUGAUCCGGUUCAGAAAAUCACCUUGGGCGUGUCUGACCUGCAGCGCUCUGUACAUUACUGGUCUUCACUGCUGGGGAUGAAAGUGAUGGAGAAAAGUGAGGCGAAGAAAAGCGUUCUAAUGGCAUUCACAGACAGUCAGUGUAAACUGGAGCUACAGGAUAUCGGGGCUGCUGUGGAUCAUGGAACAGCUUUUGGCAGGAUUGCGUUUUCUUGCCCACGAGAACAGUUACAUGGUAUUGAGGCUCUGAUGAAAAAGGAAAACCAGAAGAUCCUCACGCCCCUCGUCAGCCUGGACACUCCGGGGAAGGCAACUGUGGAAGUGGUCAUUCUGGCUGAUCCUGACGGACAUGAGAUCUGCUUUGUUGGAGAUGAAGCAUUCCGCCAGCUGUCCGCCUUUGACCCUGAUGGAAAUGAAUUGCUUGAUAAGGCCAUGGCUGCUGAUAAGAGCGACGAAUGGUUUGCAAAACACAAAAAGCAGAAGGCGUCCGCAUAAAGUCUUUCAAAAUCUGUGUAAAAGUGAAAGGAAGCUGAAAAUGACAAUUUAUUAUGACUUCAAUUUGAUUGCUGCAAUUUAUCUUGCUUUGUCGACACAAAGAUUUAUGCUUAUAUGUUUGUAUUGAUUUAUGCCUAAAGGUAUACUGAAUGAAUAAAAAAAAAAAUCUUACAUUUUCUAAAAAAUAA